AUGGAUACACCGCGGGAGGAGCAGAAGCGUAAUGACGAAACAAUGCACGCGCAGAGACCGAGCGAGAGGCUACCUGACAGGACAACUCCCACGGGCCCAACGGAUACACCCGUAAGCGCCUCCCCGGUAAACACCCAGACAGCGGCUGAGAGAGAGCCCCAAAAGGAUCAGAAGCCCCGACAACAAUACCCUUCCCCCACCGUCGGGAAGAGCUAUCUUCCCAGCAAGGGUCACUCCGACCCGGCGUCCCCCCCGCGAAUCACAAAAUCGCACCAUCCCUCACACCGACGCACAACACACAACACCACCAUCAAGAAACCCGCGGGGAGAGGCCACCCCCUCACACAGGGCACGGCCGGGGGUGGGCGGGGGGGGGGGGGGGGGACACACCGCCCCCCUUGCCUAUCCAACCCCACCAACGGCACAGCUAACCAGCUACCGCCGACCCCUAACCCAACGAGUGAACGAGGAGGGCCAUCAACCUGUAACGGGGGGGCGCGAAUGCCAAUACUUCCAACCCAGUCACAAACUACUCACCUGCAAACACCUAUCCAGGACACGUCCCCCCUUGCUACCCCCACCCCCCACUCACCGUGCGCAGGUCAAAAACCCAGCCCGACUGGCGGUGGACCGGCCCAGAACGCACGUCAGGACAACCCCGAUGCGAAAAACAUCAAUACGCGCAACAAUAGAACGACGUACCCCCAGCUCUCACCGAGAGAGAGCCCAGAAUCAACACUGGAUCCUGUAUCACAGGACAACCCAAUGAGGCACACAAGGGUCACCGCACCGCGAUACCGACGAACUCUACGCCCGACGAACGCACCACAGAACAAGCAUAACGAACGUUCGCCGAAGACGCCAGCCGCACCCCUGCACAACAUAAAGCCAGAAUCCAGCACAGUACCCGGCGGCGGCGCACCAACCCCGAUGACACACACCAAACAAAGCAGCCCCACAACCACCUAA
Molecule: messenger RNA, 969 nt
Organism: Dicrocoelium dendriticum
Lineage: Eukaryota; Metazoa; Platyhelminthes; Trematoda; Plagiorchiida; Dicrocoeliidae
Source: the annotation of a GenBank genome assembly